Lepisosteus oculatus (spotted gar) is the source of this 4277-nucleotide messenger RNA. The record is from RefSeq and is a predicted model, not a curated record. NCBI's taxonomy places the organism in Eukaryota, Metazoa, Chordata, Actinopteri, Semionotiformes, Lepisosteidae.
GCUGCUCCACCUUGUGGAGGGAGAUGUGUGGGUCUGCUGGCGCCUGCCUGAAUCCCCCCAUGUGACGCCGGUCGAUACACAGGCGACUCGGUGAUCUCUUCAAAAAUUCAGCAGUUCUUGUGUGCGGAGUUCGCCGAACAAGAUGGUGAAGUCGGGGAAGCUUCGGUCUGGAACCGCACAGAAGCUGAAGCGAUGGAAAAAGGGCCACAGCAGUGAUUCAAAUCCGGAGACACGGCGCUAUCGGCAGGCGGCGAGAAGCCGGUUCUUUAGCCGGCCUUCAGAAAACAGUGACCUGACCGUCGAUGCCCUCAAGCUGCACAAUGAGCUGCAGGUGGGGGCCCUGGAGAGGCAGGAGGGCGGCUCCGACCGUGCCUGCUCGGCGGAAGGCCCCGCGCUCUCCGAGAGGACCUCCGGCACGUUCCUCAGCGGCCUGUCUGACUGCUCCAACGUCACCUUCAGCAAAGUGCAGCGCUUCUGGGAGUCCAAUUCUGCUGCUCACAAGGAGAUCUGCGCGGUACUGGCUGCGGUGACGGAGGUGAUCCGCGCUCAGGGUGGGAAGGAGACGGAGACGGAGUAUUUUGCUGCUUUGAUGACCACCCUCGAGACUGUGGAAUCCAGCGAGUCUGUGGGAGCUGUGGCUUACCUCCUAAAUCUGGUCUUGAAGCGAGUGCCAAGCCCCGUCUUAAUCAAGAAGUUUUCCGACACAUCUAAAGUGUUCAUGAGCAUCAUGUCCACACACGCCAGCAAGGAGUCCCCCUCUGCCCUGCGCUGGGUCGUGUCUUGCCUGGCCACCUUGCUGCGGAAACAGGACCUGUCCGUGUGGAGUUACCCCAGCACGGUGCAGGUGUACCAUGGGCUGCUGAGCUUCUGUGUGCACUCCAAACCAAAGGUGCGGAAAGCGGCCCAGCACGGCGUCUGCUCCGUGCUGAAGGGCAGCGACUUCAUGUUCUCCGAAAGCGCUCCCGCGUACCACCCUGCAGCUCUGUCCACUGCGAAGUUCUGCAUCAAGGAGAUGGAGGAGGCUGGUGGCAGUAAGGAGGACACCACAACCCUUCAUGUCCUGGGGUUCCUGAAGGACCUGCUGCCCUGCUUCCCCGUCAGUGCCGUAAAGUCCUGCUGUGAGACACUGCUGCGGGUGAUGACCCUGAGCCACGUGCUGGUGACAGCCGGUGCCAUGCAAGCCUUUCAUAAGCUCUUCAGUGCCAAGCCAAACCCCACCACACUGUCUGCCGAGCUCAAUGCUCAGAUAAUCACGGCACUGUAUGACUACCUUCCCAGUGAAAAUGACCUUCAGCCCCUGCUGGCCUGGCUGGCUGUCAUGGAGAAAGCACACAUGCACUUGUCUAGCUUGCAGAGUUCCCUGUGUCUGGGCCACCUGCCCCGCCUCUUCUCCACGGCCAUGAGCUGCUUCCUCUCGCCGCACGCCCAGGUCGUCUCCACGGCGGCACAGACCCUGAAGGCCUUGCUGAGUGAGUGCGUUGCCCCCUGCAUGGCCGACGUAGGAAGCAUCUCGUCCGCGGCUGCGACCGGGCAGGCCUCGUACGUCUGCAGGAUGUUGCAUUCAGAGCUGCCCCAGUGUGGGUGUUUGUGUGUUAAUCAGUUGAUAAUUGUAUCAGUGCCGUGGCCCAUAAUCACUAAACCCGUGGUGUGUUUUAGCGAUGAUCUGGAGUUUCCUCGCAGCUGGUUGAUCCCCGUGAUCAGGGAUCACGUCAGAAACACUGAACUGGCUUUCUUCAGUUCCUACUUCCUACCAUUGGCUGCCACUUUCAAACAAAGAGCGGACGAGUUGGAUCAGGCUGGACGGAAGCUGGAAUCCAGGGUGUACCAGACUCUCCAGCUGCAGAUCUGGACCAUGCUGCCUGGAUUCUGCACACACCCCACUGACCUGACCAGCUCCUUUAAGGGCAUCGCACGGACUCUGGGCAUGGCCAUCAGCGAGAGACCCGACCUGAGGCCGACCAUCUGCCAGGCCCUCCGAACGCUUAUCAACAAGAGCUGUGAAAAAGAAGAGGACCGUGCCGAAGUCGGCCGCUUUGCGAAGAAUUUCCUGCCCAUCCUGUUCAACGUGUACAGCCAGCAGCCUGUUGCCGGGGAGAGCACCCCCCUGAGGAUGCCCAUGUUGGACACCAUCAAGGUCUACCUGACCGUCACGGACCAGCAGCUGGUUUGUACCUUCCUUCAGAAAGCCGUAGAGAAACUGAAUACUCCAGAGUGCACUGAGUUCACCAGGCUCUCUGUGAUGGACUUGAUCGUGGUCAUGGCCCCCUGUGUGGACGAGGCCACAAUGAGCCAAACCUACGAGAUCAUAAGACCCUGUUUGGAGAGUAAGGAUCCUGGAGUGCAGAAGAAAGCUUACCGUGUCCUGGAAGAGAUGUGCGGAGGGGAGAGGGAGUCCUGCCGGCGGUUUGUCCUGACCAACCUGGAGCAGCUGAAGCAGACGCUGUUGGGGUCCCUGAAGAGCGCCUCCUCGCCGGCCAAACGGCCCAGACUGAAGUGUCUGAUCCACGUUGUGAAGCAGCUGAAUCUGGAACACGGCGACUUCAUCGCAGCUCUGCUUCCAGAGGUAAUAAUCUGCACCAAAGAGGUGUCUGUGGGAGCACGCAGGAAUGCAUAUACCUUGCUGGUGGAAAUCGGUCAGGCGUAUAUUCGUUUCUGUGACAGUGCAAAUGAGGCCAUGGAGCAGUAUCUGGGGAUGGUCUAUGCCGGACUCACUGGCUCGGUCACCAUGAUUGCUUGUACCGUGCUUGCGCUGACCAGGCUGGUCUUUGAGUUUAAAGAUCACAUGGACGUGUCGGUCAUGGAGCAGCUGCUGCAGAACGUGUGCCUCCUCCUCAGCUCCAGGACACGCGAGGUGGUGAAGGCGGCUCUGGGCUUCAUCAAGGUCAUCCUCUUCAUCAUGGACCCCAAAGUCCUGGCCGGCCAUGUGACCGUGAUGAUGGAAGGGAUUGGAAACAUUAAAGAUGAUGUCCGGAGGCAUUUCAGGAAUAAGCUGAAGAACAUUUUCACUAAAUUCAUCCGAAAGUUUGGGUUUGAACUUGUGAAGAGCAUGGUGCCGGAGGAGCAUCAAAAGGUACUGGGGAACAUCCGCAAAACAGAGGCCAGGAACAAGAGGCGCAAGCUCCUGCAGCAGGCAGAUAAAGCUGGCUCGGAGAGUGAGGAGGAGACCCCCAAGGUCAAGGGAGACAGUAUUGAGGAGAUCCUGGCGGAUUCGGAGUCGGAGGAUGAGGACACGAAGCCGGAGCGAGGUGGGAAGAAAGCCCUGCGAAAGAAGGGUCGGGCCUGGCUGAAAGAGGGGGAGUCUGAUGAGCCCCUCAACUUCCUCGAUCCCCAAGUCUCCCAGAGAGUGCUCGCUACAAACCCGGACGUGAAGAAGAGAUUGAAGGUCCAGCAUGGCUUCAAAGUGACGUCGGACGGCAGGCUGAUUAUCAGAGAAGAUGGAGACGAGGACAAAGAUGUUAAAGGUGAAAACAAGGAAAUGGAUGAUGUUCUAGAGGAAGCAGGAGUCAAAAGUAAAAAAGCUCAGAAGAGAAAGUUUCAACGUGAUGACUUUGACGAAGAUAUGGAGUUGGAGCCACAGUUGCAGUACAAAGCUGGUGGCUCAGGGAUCCAUAGACCACUGUCUGGGAAAGAGGAAUUUGGCAAAGAGUACAAAUCCAAGAGUGGUAAAGGUGACGUGAAGAAGAAAGGCAGGCACGAUCCCUACACCUACAUCCCUCUGAAGAAAGCGCAGCUGAACCGCAGGAAGAAGGCGAAGCUGCAGGGCCAGUUCAAGGGGCUGGUGCGAGGAGCCCGGAAGGGGGCGCAGUCGGGGAAGAGGAUGCAGAGGAGUAAAAGGAAGGCGUGACCCCUGCCCAGGGGCCUAGUUUAAUGCCCUUUCUGGAGGUCCCCGCUGGGUUCCGUUAGCCCUGUGUGCUGUGCCAGCCUGACCGGGGUCAUCUCCCAGCUGGCAAGCUCCAGCCUGGGUCUCUUCUUGUCUGCUGGGCACUCCUCUGCCCCCACUGCAGUGGGUGUUGCAGUGCAUGCAGGGCAGUAUCCCCUUUCUUUCCCCCUUUUCCCACUGUUGAACAGCUGUGAAGACUCACAGAGUGCCUUUAGUAUUGCAGUGUGUGAAUGCAGUUACUCACCAAUACCAAGUCCAUGUCGCACACUUCAUUUGUAAAAAUACUUGUGUGUCUAAAGAUGGGAGUUCCUCUCGCUGUAAUAAAGAUUGUGUGCAAUGGACAUUAUUUAUUAAUCAUUAAAGUAGAAUGCAGGAUUUUCUGGAUAUUAAUUGAAAA